GUGCGUUGUAGACUUGAAUGUCUUAAUCACUGGUACAACGAAUUUAUUCGACUCAACAUUUGUUUGGGUCAGGUCUGUUGUUUUCUACUUAGUCGAACAGCAACCUUCACUAGUAACCUGGUCUUCACAAACAGCUCCUUGCCAAAUGGCCCGAUAGCAAUGCGCUUUCAGUCUCCGGUCUCUGAUUUCGUGCUUUCAAUGUCCGGCUGUAGAUCAGCAUUGUCUGUUGGCUGUUCAUUACAUGCAGCUGGUGCUCCUUGCUAUGGACAAAAAGUUAUGCAGGAUUCAUCUAGCCUAUUUAGCUGUCCUCUCCUUUCGACGGCCUGGAAGGAUCGAGAAGCUGUAUACCAUGCCUUUCUUCAGGGUUCCUGGCUUUUUCCCACCUUGCUGCGACAAUAUUCCUUCUUUACCUCAAAUUCUGUCUCUAACUCGACUUCCUCUCGUUGUUCAUCCACCUCGACGAUCUGGCCUCCUGUCCACUCCAUUUAUACUGAACUCCCGGACAACCAAGGGUCUGAUCUUUCUUCCUGCCUUCUAAUACGUUUAUUGCUUGUCAAUCCGGACUGCCAGCUUACCGCCAGGCCUGCAGUCCAACUUACCUCAGGCUACAAAGAUCCAGCAUCGCACUUUCCAAAUCUUUACCCUCGUGCACUGCUUUCUUACCUGAGUGCACUGAAUCCUUCAUUAUCACGCAUUCUUUUAAACCCAAAAAAGGUUCCCCAAAACAUGCAAAGCUCUUCACUGAGUAGGCUUCUCUCGUUGGUGGCUGGUGUCGCAGAGCCAGUACCGCCUGGAGCAUCUCGAGGAUCAGGCAGCUUUGGGGAAGCGAUGAUUCGGCUUAGUCGUGUCGUCAACCGCUGUCUCGAUCCGACGGUGGUGAAUGCAGUUAACUCCUUGGCCCCGGCCAACCUGAGGGGGCCCCUAACUACAAGACAAGACUCCGAGGGAAAUUCUGGCAAACAUAGGUAUGACUUAUUACCGGGACUUAAUUUCUAUCACUUGUCCAAGCUAUAUAGAAACUUUUUGCUAAAUAUCACUCGGGCUUCAAAUUUUAUUUUUUUAUCUAUUCCCUAA
Messenger RNA from Protopolystoma xenopodis, 1074 nucleotides. The record is from the annotation of a GenBank genome assembly. NCBI's taxonomy places the organism in Eukaryota, Metazoa, Platyhelminthes, Monogenea, Polystomatidea, Polystomatidae.